Messenger RNA from Sparassis crispa, 894 nucleotides. RefSeq lists its product as hypothetical. The transcript is spliced from 3 exons. Lineage: Eukaryota; Fungi; Basidiomycota; Agaricomycetes; Polyporales; Sparassidaceae. The record is from RefSeq and is a predicted model, not a curated record. Bases 1 to 894 code for a protein of 297 amino acids.
AUGGGCCCUGCGACUCCAAGCAGCCUCAUGCCUUAUUUCGACCCUCCUCUACCGUGUUCAUUCGACCACGAAGGUUCAAAACCAGAAUGCUAUGCAGAACAUGCAAGGGUGAUCCCAGCUGUCACAAAUUUCAUGCCACCUAGUUCGGUCGUCGAACUUACCGAAACGACACCUCCCUUGUUCGAUCCCAUCAGCGUACAUCGCAUCAGUUCAGAUACGAUCGUUAAAGUGGAACACUACCAUCAUUACGUCGAAGCUCUCAAUCUCUCCAUGAUUCGGGCGAUGACCACGAUACCAGUUCCCGAAGUGCGCCAAAUCGUUCAGCACAAAACUUUCACAUACCUAGUGAUGGAAUACAUCGAAGGGCGUACAUUGGACCAAUGUUGGUCGGAGCUGAGCCAUAUUCAGAGACUCCGUGUUGCGCAGACACUGCGGGGGUACAUUGAUCAACUGCGUACGCUCACACGCGCUGUACCGGGUACUCUGGACGGUUCGGCCUGUGUGGGACCGUUUUUCUCCGCUAUUGAUGCCGAACCAUUCGCGAGCUACGAUGAGCUCGUCGACUGGUACAAUCACAAGGUCGAUGUCGUCAAGAAGAUGCGGAAGGCGCCUCCCGAUAUCGGCACCUUCGACGACUCGGCACCUCUAGUAUUCACGCACCAGGAUCUGAAUAUGAGGAACAUCAUCCUCGCGAAUGACGGGACUCUCUAUGUUAUUGACUGGGGUUGGUCCGGGUUUUACCCUGAGUGGAUGGAAUACGCCUGCAUGGCGAGAUACGAUGAUGCACCACAGUCAUGGAAGGAUCUGAUCCCCUUCAUUACAGGUCCCCAUGAGGAUAUGUUCAAUCUCCUGUGUGACAUUGGCUGGGCUUUAGAAGUUGGCUAUAUGAUGUAA